AUGCCAUGUUCAGCACUCGCAAAUGGCGCGGACUUUGUGAGCAAGCUGCGCCGCCGUUUUCUCACCGUGCAACAGGUACCCAAGAAAGCUGAGGUCUCUGAACCUCCGAUCGUUUUCUUUGAUUUUGAUUUCACCUUGACGGUUGUGCAUGUCUUCAAAUCACUUGCUGGCUGGGUGGAUGCGCAAGUUUGUAUGUUGGCCAUGCGUGGAUUGGUGGUCUCCGAGCCCCAUGCCUUGACGGAACGGGGACAACUGCGGCGCCUCUCGGAACUGGGACCGGCAUGGAUUGAGCAAGCCUUUGGCGGUUUCAGUCGGGUCACAGCGAUUCGAAAACUGCUGGACGGUCUCGUCUCGAGUGGCUGCAGAAUCAUCUUAGUCACCAGAGGAUUUGUAGGCGUAGCGCGAAAGUGCUUGCAGGAAGUGGGGUUGUUGGAUCCUUUUGAGGCCCUUUAUGGAAACAUUGGUGUGGCCUAUGGGACCCGAACAGCAUAUGAUGCCGAAACGGAGCUGAAUUGGAGCUGCAAGCAUGAGGAAAUCGAUCGCCUUUGGAGCUUGCUUGGGAAGUGGAAGGAAGGAGAAUGGGACUCCAAAACAGAGAUUGUCCAUAGAUACCAGCACCAACAUGCACUGACACGGGAGCAGGUGCUGUUUGUGGAUGACGAUUCACAGGAGUUGGCUCCUUUGCGGCAUUCAGCCUUGACGGUGCAUGCCAAAGGCAACGGUAUGGGUGUCAAAGACAUGAUGGAAAUACUUCACCUGCUAGGGCUAAGUGAGGAGCCCUGGGCUGCUGGAUGCUAUGACUUUUGGCACGCACUUCGAGAUCCUUUGGCAAGCAAGCCCUUUGCAAUAACAAUUUUCAACCGGAAGCACAUUCCAAUCCGGGCUUCACGAAACAUUGCGAUGCUUGAAGCAGAGUUUGCUAGCCGAAAAAGCUCCCUGCGACGCUUCACACUUUUGAUGCGGGAACCUUUGUUAUUCUUGUCAAUUGCCCAAGACGCUUAUGUGAAGCAUGUCAGCCUCACUGGCGACACCCAAUUUACCUUAAAGACUCUUGCCCCAGUGAUUCAAGGUGUAGAGGAGAAGUUUGGUGUGGGACCUCUACUUUCUCAAGGAUCUGACAACUCAUUUGGUGAUUUGCAGCGGCUAAAAUCUCCAAGUCCUGAAGAGUGCGAGACACUGGCCAUUUCACUGCAUCAAAACUCUUCGGUGCCAGCAAGUGCCAUCGGGAAUCACCUUUACGAAGAGCCGUUGAGCAAGCCCAAGCCUGAAGAACCAGUGAAGACUCUGACAUCAUUGGUGCGAAUGUUUCAGCAAACCCUCCUGGGGCUUUGUCCCAUCACACUUGCUACUGCUGGAAGGCACAGAAACACGAUUUGCUGUCACGAGGUUCAAUCCAGCCCUGAAGAAGCUGUGUGGUGCCGCUACAGGAAAAUCAAACAUAUUGGAGCUGGGCAUUUCGGUGAAGUCUUUGAAGCCAAGGAGUUGUGCACCGGUCGACAAGUGGCCAUCAAGCAUUUAGAACGCUUGGAUCCGGAGGAAGAAGGUCAAGGUGAUGAGGUUAGCGUCUUACGUGCUUUGGCUCAUCCUAAUUUACUUCGCAUUUUCGAAGUGGUCAAGUUUCCUGGAGAAGUUCUGAUUGUCACUGAACUGGCAGAAAAGGGGACGCUUUCCACCUAUGCUGCUCGGGCCGCCGACGUUGCAAAUGUGGAGGGAGAUGAGAUGCCACAACCAGCUCCGUGGAUUGCAGGAGCUAUGCAGCAGAUUCUGAGUGCUGUAGCCUAUUGCCAUCGGCAAUUCGUUUUGCAUGGUGACUUAAAGCCGGAGAACGUGUUGAUUGGUGGAACACGUCCAGAUGGCUCACCGCUGUGCAUUGUAUGUGACUUUGGACAUGCAACCGUUUGCCUGGGAUCCGAACUGGUUGCCGCUCCUGGAGAUCCGAGAUACAUUGCUCCAGAAGUCAUUGCAAAGGAAAACCUUUGCACCAGAAGCGAUGUGUACAUGCUUGGAGUCACCGCCUUUGAGCUGCUCACAGGAGGUUGGUUGCCCUUUUUCAACCUUAAAUCUGCGUCUUUGUCUAUGUGCUAUCAGCAACUAAGUCGUGGAGAGGUUCAUGAGCGCAUCCUGUCCGACAAAGGCCUUGAUUGGCGAGAUUUGGAGCGCUUACGCUGCGCCUGCAAGCCUGAAGUGCAAGAAGUGGUGCUUCAAAUGAUGGCUCGCCAUGCUCAAGACAGGCCGGAGGCGGUUGAAGUGCUUCGCACGUCUUGGCUCCAGGAUGCUUUUUGGCCUUGUAAGAGUGCCUAUGAUGCUAUGCUGAAAGCAAAUGCCAACAAUGGGUGGGGUUUGUGGGUGCCACAACACCGUUUUUUUGCCAAACGUCUCGAGAAGAGAGCAGCUCUCAGCUGGACAUAUCGCAUGCUCUUGAGCCUUCUUGGCUCGGGAUUACAGUCCAAUCAGCUCCUGGGUGCCAGGCUGCUUUUCCGGCGCAUGGACGAGGGAGGCAAUGGGCACCUCAACAAGAAACAAUUCUGUAAAUGGGCCAUGGCCGCCGGUCUCAGCAAAGAGGUCUCUGAAGCUUUGUUUGCUGCAGGAGAUUUGCAUACACAGAGCUAUCUGGACUUCAAGAACAUGGUCAUGCUCUUCCUGGAUCUCGAUGCUCUUGGUCCUGAAGAGCUUUUGAGCGAGCUGCGGUUCCUUGUGACCAGAAUCCUGGGCCCUUCGAUGAAAGGAAUGAUAGAAUCAACCCAGCGAACAUCGUCCUCACCACCAGAGUCGCCAAGUGAAAUGUCAGAAGAAAAGCCAGGCAGCCCAGAUUCUUCGACCAGAUCGUGCUCUUCUACUGCAUCGGCCUUUAAGCUGAGUGACUUGCAAACAAUGUUGCACGCUCGCCCCGAUGCUCGAAUGGAGCGUUGGGUGAAAAACCUGAAGAGCGGCCUGGGUCCAGGUGAUCACAUUUUCACGGCAGAGCUUCUCCUCAGCAUUUUACAGAAUGACUGCUUCGACAAGACAUCAUUUUGA
This is a messenger RNA of Durusdinium trenchii, 3015 nucleotides long. Lineage: Eukaryota; Dinophyceae; Suessiales; Symbiodiniaceae. The record is from the annotation of a GenBank genome assembly.